AUGAAACAAGCUGUAGUAUUCGUCCUAGAUUCCAAUGUAACAAUGGCAAAAGAAUACGAGAAUGGGAGUUCUCGGUUUGAUUGCGCCAAACAGGUGGCACAAGAUUUGAUUUGCGAUUUGAUGAUUCAAAGCAAGACCAACGAAGUCGGCGUGAUUGUCUUGAAAAGCAACACAACAAGACAUCACUUUUACGAACCUGACAGUGACAAUGAAGACACCAGCAUGGACGAUGACGAAGAAAUUCCCUAUCAAAACAUUUUGGAGUUUGGUGGAAGCGGAGACGCCGUCAUGGUGGCUCGGCCGACCCCCAGUUUGCUGCGCAAAAUUGAUAGCUUGCAAGUCAGUAAAGAGUCGGAAUCUCUGCGAGGUGACUUUUGUGAUGGUAUCAUUGUCGCUGCUGACUCCUUGUACAAGCGUACAAACAAGAAAAAAUAUCAAAGACGAAUUGUCCUCAUCACGGAUGCCGAACAUCGGGUAGAAGUGGACGGUGAACAACUUUCAGAAGUUUUGAAUGGACUUUGUGACUUGGAAUGUACGUUGGAAGUAAUUGGUUUGGACUUUGGAAAAGAAGCCAAGUUUAGCAAGCCAUCAGCUGGAGAAGAAACUGCAGUAAAAGUAGAACCUAAGCAGGACGAGAAGGAAGACGAUGAUAGUGCCACAGAUGCUGGGAGCGAGACUGACGCUGGGGAAGACAACGACGACGACGAAGAUGGCGGUGAGGUAGGUACAGCAUUGAUCAAGUCACAAAACGAGUCGCUAUUGAUUAGUAUGACCGAGAAGACCGGAGGAUAUGUCAUGGCCGCGAAGGAGCUAAAGGCCAUCUUUGCCACACUGCUCGGAAAGCGAAAGUCCAAAUCGACACGACGCAAAGUGGACUUUCAGAUCGCUCCUGGAGUAUCCAUGGAAUGUCGCUUUUCCUUAUUGCUAAGUAAAGCGACUCUCCCUUCGUUGAAAAAGAGGGUCGUUCCAGAUGACACUGCCUAUUCUCAAAAGCCCAAGAACGAAGACGAGGAUGACGCCAAAAAGUCAGACGAUGUCAGCCCCGAAGACAUGCUAAAUAUGAAGAGAAUCGAAUCUCACUUUGACGCGGAAAACGAAGAAGUUGAAAUUACCAACCGCGGACAAGCCUACAAGUACGGAAGCGAUUUGGUCCCAAUGAGUGCCUACGAUAUGGGUGGGUUGACAGCCAUCUCGGACGUCAAGCUGAAAAUCAUUGGAUAUAUACCCAAUUCCAGAGUCCCCAAGGCAUUUUGCGUGGGGCCACCCUAUAUUCUAUCGGGAGCCGACUCUCGAAAGGCGUGCGCUGCUGUUUCAGCUCUGGCACGAGGUUUGGAACGUACCAAGAAAGUGGCCAUUGCCAGCUUUGUCCAAAUGAAGAAUAGAGAUCCUUCCCUGGUUGGCAUUUUUCCAAAUGUCUCUCAAUUGCGAGAGGGAAAGUCUCUAGAGGAAAUGACUGAAGAAGAGAAACUGGCAGAGAAAGCCAAAUACGAAAACCCGGUGGACUUGAUCAUAUUCAAGCUUCCAUACAUGGGAGAUGUUGUAGUGCCCGGCCGGAUUCCGUUGGAAGAACACGACAAAUCCAAGGAAAAAGUUUGUGACGACCUCAUUGAUGCACUCACAUUGGAGGGCGAUCAACUGGAUUAUACUAGAAUUGCAAAUCCCAUGAUUCGAUCCUACUGGAAGACGGUGGUGGCUCGUGUCAAGGAUCCGGAACAUGAGCUCGUCAUGGCACGGAAUGAAAAGGAGGACGAAAUUGCUACACCGGAAAAAGUCUUGGAGGGAGCCAAAGGAGCUUUGGAUGCUUUCUACGAAAGUUUCCCCCUACCCCCCGCCAAUCGCAAAACUGCCAAGAAGUAA
This is a messenger RNA of Cylindrotheca closterium, 1857 nucleotides long. NCBI's taxonomy places the organism in Eukaryota, Bacillariophyta, Bacillariophyceae, Bacillariales, Bacillariaceae. The record is from the annotation of a GenBank genome assembly.